Molecule: messenger RNA, 971 nt
Organism: Capsella rubella
Lineage: Eukaryota; Viridiplantae; Streptophyta; Magnoliopsida; Brassicales; Brassicaceae
Product: E3 ubiquitin-protein ligase SINA-like 10
Exons: 2
Coding region: 10-726 (238 amino acids)
Molecular function (GO): zinc ion binding
Source: RefSeq, a predicted model, not a curated record
UCAAGUUUGAUGAUGGAGUUUACUGAUCUUACUUCCUUUGACAUAUUAAUAAUCGGUUCCUUUUCAUUAUUAUUAUUUGCUUAUGCUACUAUUUUAUUGAUCACCUACAUGUUGAAGUUAAGACAAGACAAGCUUAAGGAUAUGCAUAGAAAAACAAGAUUAGCCGGAAAAAUAUCGGCUCCUGCUUCUGUCGCGGUGGUGGAUCAAGAUGUUUUCGAAUGCCCUGUUUGCUGCGAGCCCCUCAAGAUUCCUAUAUACCAGUGUGUUAGUGGUCAUCUAGCUUGUACUCCAUGUUGGGAAAGAAUAGAGAACAUAUGCCCAUCUUGUCAAAAACUGGUUGGGAGACAACUUCGUUGCAGAGCCAUGGAGAAAGUUCUUGAAGUAGUUACAGUGUCAUGUCCAUAUGCCAUUUACGGGUGUAAAGAGAUUAUCUCAUAUGCAAAUCUCUCUAGGCAUGAGGAGAUGUGUCUUUUUGCACAUUAUUCAUGUCCAAUGGGUGGCUGCAACUAUACAGGCUUCAUUAAGGAUCUCCACAAACACGUCCGCGACAACCACAAACCCUAUGCCAGUCUUUACACAGUGAGGAAUACUAACCAGACUUUUUUUGUCUCCUUUGUGCUGAACUUUUCUUGUGUUUAUCUUCAUCUUGUGAUAAUCUUUUUGAUUUCAUCUUUCCAAUCUGGUUAUAGUUAUAUAUCCGAUGUCUCCUUGGACGAUGAUGAUUGACCUUAGCUGAAUCAACCGUAGCCUGUGACGAGAUUCUUAGAUCAAUGUAGCCUCUGCUCCCAAUCAUAUCAAACCAGAAUGAGGUUGUAAUUCCAUGUUUAACUUCGACCCUGCAGAACUGUUUUGCUAUAUCUCUGUAUUUCCAUAUCUUGUUUACAAGAAGACUUAACAUCAAAACGACAUAUACUAGAAAAUACAUACAUAUCUGAUCCAGAGACUAGCUCUCGCUAGCGGUUCCAUCUUCA